AUGAUAACAAAUUGUUGCAGAAUAAAUCUCUUGGAUUUGAAAUAUUUAAAGAUAUCUUAUUUACAGCUCCGUGGAAUUAAAAACUUAUCAAUAUUACGAAGUUUGGAGACAAUUGAUUUUUCAAAUAAUCAUAUUUCAAACUUUGAUAGCUUUUCUGAAGUAACUAGUUUAGUCAACUUAGAUUUAUCAUAUAAUCGUAUUCAAAGCGUAGAAAAUGCUGAGGAAUCAUAUAAUUUGAGAACCUUAAAUUUAACAGCUAAUAGUGUCUAUAGUAUGGAAGGAUUGGACAGAAUGUUUAGCUUAGAACAUUUGAAUUUAACGAUCAACCAGUUGAAACAAAUUACAAGUGUGAACCAACUUUUUUGUUUAAAGCAAUUAUAUUUAUCAUUUAAUUCAAUCUCAAAAAUCGAGAAUUUGAAUGGGUUGGAUAAUUUAGAGGAUCUAAAUUUAUCGUUUAAUAAUAUAUAUCAAAUUGAAAAUUUAAGUGAGUUGAAGAAUUUAAAAAAACUUUCCUUAUCAUGUAACAAGAUUUCUAAAAUUGAAAAUUUACAUCAAUUGACUGUAUUAGAGGAAUUAGAUUUAUCAUCUAAUAAGAUUACAGAAAUAGGAGAUUUGGUUGAGUGUUGCAAGUUGAAAAUUAUAAACUUGAAAUAUAACAAGAUUAUAAAUAUUGAAAGAUUUUCUCGAAUAAGUAACUUAUUAGCUUUAAAUUUAUCUAAAAAUGAGAUUUGUGAAGUUGAAAUUAAUACUGGAUUCAAUAAAUUGAUAAAUUUGAGUUUAUCAGAAAAUCAAAUUAAAGAUUUU
Messenger RNA from Ascoidea rubescens DSM 1968, 804 nucleotides. Its product is annotated as L domain-like protein. The annotation marks the transcript as partial. The record is from RefSeq and is a predicted model, not a curated record. Gene Ontology annotation, molecular function: protein binding. The transcript has a single exon. NCBI's taxonomy places the organism in Eukaryota, Fungi, Ascomycota, Saccharomycetes, Ascoideales, Ascoideaceae.